AUGAUGGUGACUGUCUUGGUGGUCUUCCUUGUAUUACUUCUGAUUAACCAAGGAGUUUCACAGACAAACAACAGCCAAAACAAUAUUAACACACCCAUCAUAUCAUUCUGUGAUCGUAACCCUCCGAUAAUUCCAUCAAGUUUUAUCAACAACCGCAAUUCAUCCCUAGCUGAAAUCAGAAGAAAACUAUCAAGGAGCGAUGUAUUCUUUGCUACAGCACAGAGUUCAGCAGAAGGGGACUUGGUCUUUGGAGCUGCCCAGUGCAGGAACUACCUCUCCACAACCCAGUGUCUGGCUUGUUUUGAUGCGGGUGCGUCUCAACUAACCAGCUGCGCUACUGGCAAAUUUGCUUAUGUUUUCUUGGAUAACUGCUUUGUAAGGUAA
Lactuca virosa is the source of this 384-nucleotide messenger RNA. The record is from the annotation of a GenBank genome assembly. NCBI's taxonomy places the organism in Eukaryota, Viridiplantae, Streptophyta, Magnoliopsida, Asterales, Asteraceae.